Telopea speciosissima is the source of this 1122-nucleotide messenger RNA. RefSeq names its product divinyl chlorophyllide a 8-vinyl-reductase, chloroplastic-like. Gene Ontology annotation, molecular function: oxidoreductase activity. The record is from RefSeq and is a predicted model, not a curated record. The transcript is spliced from 2 exons. NCBI's taxonomy places the organism in Eukaryota, Viridiplantae, Streptophyta, Magnoliopsida, Proteales, Proteaceae. The coding region runs from base 4 to 960 and encodes 318 amino acids.
AAGAUGCCACUCUGUUUCUCCAGCAAUGGCUUCACACUGCGUUCAGCACAGCUGCGAUGGUUCCAAAAAAUCUAUCCUUUUCAACAACUGCCCAUCAGCCAAGCUCACUUCAAUCUCAGCCUUUUCAAUUCCUCAUCAGCUCUUCUGCUAAAAUUCUCUGAACCCGCUAAGCUUAACACUAGCAGACAGAGGUUCUGCUCUAUAACGGCUUCGAAUGCCCCAACCGUCAAAGCUGAAACCACCCCGUCAACAUUCCGGGAGAAAAAUCCGAGAGACGUAAAUGUUCUGGUAGUGGGUUCAACUGGUUACAUAGGGAAAUUCGUGGUUAAGGAAUUGGUGAACAGAGGUUUUAACGUCAUCGCCAUUGCCAGAUAUAGGAGCGGAAUUACAGGCGAGGGCGAAGGGGCCAAUGUACGCUUCUCCGACGUCACCCAUCUGGGCUCUCUGGAAAACUGUCUGGAAAGCUUCGGAUCUUCAAUCGACGUUGUUGUUUCCUGCCUUGCUAGCUGUACCGGUGGCGUCAAGGACUCGUGGAAGAUUGAUUAUGAGGCCACAAAGAAUAGUCUCGUGGUUGGUAGGAGAGGAGGGGCUUCGCAUUUCGUUCUUUUCUCAGCAAUUUGCGUGCAGAAGCCGCUUCUUGAAUUCCAGCGUGCUAAGUUGAAAUUUGAGGCUGAACUGAUGAGAGAAGCCGAGGAAGAUGAGAAUUUCACUUACAGCAUCGUAAGGCCGACCGCAUUCUUCAAGAGUUUGGGUGGGCAGGUCGAAACAGUCAAAGAAGGGAAGCCUUACGUGAUGUUUGGAGACGGGAAACUCUGUGAGUGUAAGCCCAUCAGUGAGCAGGAUUUGGCUUCAUUUAUGGCUGACUGCGUGUUGAGUAAAGAUAAGAUUAACCAGGUUCUCCCAAUUGGCGGUCACGGGAAGGCAUUGACAUCAUUGCAGCAGGGGGGAUAUUCUGUUUAGGCUUCUGGGGAAAGAACCCAAGUUCUUGAAAGUUACGAUUGGGAUAAUGGAUUUUGCAAUUGGGGUUCUUGAUUUUCUUGUGAAGAUCUUCCCUUCAAUGGAAGAUGCUGUUGAGUUUGGGAAAAUUGGGAGGUAUUAUGCUUCUGAGAGUAUGUUGGUUUU